UCUAUCCCACUUACAAAACACUCGAACUAAAUCCCACCCACCCCUAUUGUCUCCCUCCUCCUAAGCUAAAUUAUUAUUAUUAUUAUUAAAAAUAAAAGCAAGCCCUAAAGCCACCGGCGUCUACGCGUCUUCAUCAGCCGGCGUAAGUAUCGGCAGGGAAAUUCGCAUUUCACAUCGCCCAUUCAGAGGUCGGAAAAGAUGAGGCCGAUAUUGAUGAAAGGGCAUGAGAGGCCGCUUACGUUUCUCAAAUACAAUCGAGACGGGGAUCUGCUCUUUUCAUGCGCCAAAGACCAUAAUCCCACUGUCUGGUUCGCAGACAACGGAGAGCGUCUCGGCACAUACCGUGGCCAUAACGGCGCUGUUUGGUCCUGCGAUAUUUCAAGGGAUUCCACGAGGCUUAUAACAGGAAGCGCGGAUCAGACUGCAAAGAUAUGGGACGUCAAAACCGGAACCCCUCUUUAUACAUUUAAUUUUGAUUCUCCAGCGAGGUCUGUUGACUUUGCAGUUGGUGAUAAGCUUGCUGUUAUAACCACAGACCCUUUCAUGGGUUUGCCUUCUGCUAUUCACAUCAAACAUAUUGCCCGAGAUGUGGAUGACCAGAGUGGUGAGUCUGUUCUAAAUAUCAAGGGGCCACAAGGAAGAAUUAACAGGGCAGUAUGGGGGCCUCUAAACAAGACUGUUAUUAGUGCGGGUGAAGACUCAGUGAUUCGAAUAUGGGAUAUGCAGACCGGUAAAUUACUCAAAGAAUCUGUAAAGGAAGAUGGUCAUAAAAAGCCGAUCACAUCACUGGCGAAAUCAUCAGAUUGUUCACAUUUUCUCACUGGUUCUUUGGACAAAUCUGCAAAGCUCUGGGACACAAGGACACUGAAACUUAUCAAGACGUAUGUGACAGAACGACCAGUAAAUGCGGUUGCAAUGUCUCCUCUUCUUGACCAUGUGGUUCUUGGAGGUGGUCAGGAUGCAUCAGCUGUUACCACAACUGAUCAUCGUGCUGGAAAAUUCGAAGCUAAAUUCUAUGACAAGAUUCUUACAGAGGAAAUAGGAGGUGUAAAAGGACACUUCGGACCAAUAAAUGCCUUGGCAUUUAAUCCUGAUGGGAAAAGUUUCUCGAGUGGAGGUGAAGAUGGAUACGUGAGGCUGCAUCAUUUUGAUGCUGAUUACUUCAACAUCAAGGUUUGAGCAUGGAACAUGUGGGUGAGAGAUGAUGGAAGUAAGAUGGAAGGCUGGAACAUGAAUGAAUGUGUCUUGUGGAGCUGAACUGUGCUCCUCUCUAUUAUAUACUAUCCUGUUUUGAUUGCGCUGAGAAAGAGUAUAAGUUUUGUGCGAUUUCUUUACUAUGGUAAAAUGAUGUGAUUUCUUUAUAAUGCAAUUUAACAGAGUGGUGUUUUAUAUAAUAUAAUACUGAUGACGAGGAGUUUGGAGGCGUCCAGCCCAUGCCUCAUAUCAGAUGAUGGCCUGAUAUUUUUUUACAUUAACUGGAAAUUCAAUUACAAAAAGAAA
Molecule: messenger RNA, 1500 nt
Organism: Andrographis paniculata
Lineage: Eukaryota; Viridiplantae; Streptophyta; Magnoliopsida; Lamiales; Acanthaceae
Product: eukaryotic translation initiation factor 3 subunit I-like
Exons: 9
Coding region: 199-1179 (326 amino acids)
Biological process (GO): cytoplasmic translational initiation
Cellular component (GO): eukaryotic translation initiation factor 3 complex, eIF3m; cytoplasm
Molecular function (GO): translation initiation factor activity; protein binding; RNA binding
Source: RefSeq, a predicted model, not a curated record